AAAUAUCUGCCAGGGAUGUUAAUUAUGUGGUUAAGCCCAUUUUGCAGAUAGCUAAGAGAUAGAGUUAAUGGAGGAGAACAUUGAAUUCAUCUCCAAUACAAUUGUGAAACCCACAAAUAGCUACAACUCAGCUCAGAGGAUUGAAUUUACACCAUUUGAUCUUCCAUUCCUUGUUGUUGAUUACACCAACAGAGGCCUUCUCUUUCUCGAACCCACUACCUUACAACUUUCAAAGCUGAAAAACGAGAAUGUAAUUGACCACCUUAAAAAUUCACUCUCUAAAACUCUAGAAAUUUUCCCUCCCUUCGCGGGCUGCCUUGCCACCAUUGAAAAUGAGGAUAAAACAACUUCUUUUUUCAUCGAUUGUAAUGACGCCGGUGCAUGGUUUGUCCAUGCCAAUGCUAAGACUGUUACCGUUGCUGACAUUCUUGAUUCUUUAUAUGUUCCUAGUUUUGUCCAUUCUUUUUUCUUGAUGAAUGGAGUUUAUAAAUUUGAAGGUCAUUCCAAACCCUUACUUGCAGUGCAGGUAACUGAGCUGGUCGAUGGCAUUUUCAUUGGUUUCACUUACAACCAUGCAAUUGCUGAUGGGACUUCUUUCUGGAAUUUUGUUAAUAAAUUGUCUGAUAUGUCAAUAAGUUGUGAAAAAAAGUUGUUACAGACUUCUAGGCCAGUUUUUGGGUUUGAUUGGUUUCUUGAUGGGAUUGAUCAUCCCAUUAGGGUUCCUUUCUCAUAUAAUGAAGCAAUUUCUAAUAGAUUUAUCUCACCACCUUUACUAGAAAGAGUGUUCCAUUUUUCCCAGAAAAAAAUUGCACAACUUAAAACCAAAGCCAACGCUGAGAUAGGCACAUCAAAGAUUUCAUCUCUUCAAGCAAUCUUGGGUCAGCUUUGGAGAUCCAUAAUUCGGCCUAGAAAUCUUGAUUCUGAUCAAGAAAUCUAUUGCAGAGUACUCGUAAACAUGAGGCAAAGAUUGCAGCCUCCAUUGCCGGACAAGUAUUUUGGAAAUGCAGUAUUAUUUGGAAUAGCAGCAACAACAGCGGGUGAGCUGUUAGCUAAUGGACUAGGCUUUGCUGCUUUGCAAAUAAACAAGAUGGUUGCUAGGCAAACAGAUAGUGAAGUGAGAAAGUAUUUGGAAGGUUGGGUUAAAAGGCCAACGUUAUCAAAACUCAGUUCUGCAGCAAGUAAUGCUCUGAUUGUAGCAAGCUCGCCACGGUUUAAUGUUUUUGGAAAUGAUUUUGGAUGGGGAAGACCAGUUGCCGUGCGAGGCGGAGCUGGGAAUAAUUAUGAUGGGAAGAUUACAGUUUUUCCUGGAGUGGAAGAAGGGAGUGUGGAUGUUCAGGCUUGCCUUUUGCCUCAGAUAUUACAUGCUAUGGAAGAAGAUGAAGAAUUCAUGGAUGUUAUAUGCACUUGAUUUGCCUCAAAGUUUCUGUUAUCAUUAAUGUUUCCAAUUCCCAGUUGAAAUUAUUAUUAAGCAAUAAUGAAAAUAAAUUCCUGGAUUUUCAUACCCAA
Molecule: messenger RNA, 1506 nt
Organism: Jatropha curcas
Lineage: Eukaryota; Viridiplantae; Streptophyta; Magnoliopsida; Malpighiales; Euphorbiaceae
Product: putative acetyltransferase At3g50280
Source: RefSeq, a predicted model, not a curated record